CGCAUUAGUGCUGCGCGAGAGUUCACGGUGAUGUGUUAGGUUAAGUGGUACGAAAGUAACAUCCGAACUUAUAAUCCGAAAUGUUUUAUUAGAAAGUUUAUAAUUUAUCGUACUUAUCGCGAAAUUGAGUUACGAGAUACACGCUAUUUUGCCUAAACGUCUUGUUAACGACUAGCUUACAAACAUGGACGACAAACUUCGGCAAAUGGAGGAUGAAAUGAACAGAUUUGAAGCUGAAAUAGGAGGGCAGCUUGUAACACCAAUUGUACGACCAGUGAUUGGUGCGAAUACAUAUAGUCAAGUCGCUAGGCAAUUAGAGCAACAUGAACUUCCAACACCGGUGGUUGCAGCUGCUGCUGCAGCGACAUUGGCAUUUCCUCCGAUGAUUGGAUUUCCUCCACCACCACCACCCCCACCUCCUCCACCGCCUCCACCAAUGUUAAUUCCUCAACAAGUAGCUCGACAAGGUACAGUUCCCAUUACAACAUAUUCCUCACCUGCGCAAAUAAGUAAUCCAUAUAUAUCGAAUAUGGUUGAUCCGUGUCUAAGUGCAACACCAAAAACAUAUGAUUCUACAUCAACACCUAUGAUCCAUCCUGAAAUCAUUGAGCAGAUCAUUAAUACAAAAAUACCUGAAGAUGAAGGUAAAAAGAAACCAAAAGUAAAGGGCGUCAGCACAGCUGCUGAAUUAGCUAUUAGCCAAGGCAAAGCAAGUUCUAUUAUGGCCAAUGCUAGUGCAGAAGAGAGUCAUCCCAAGGGUAAGGGUAAAAAGAAUAAGAAGAUUAUAAGAACAGCAGGGGGCCAAACAUGGGAAGAUCCUUCUUUGAUGGAAUUUGAUGAAGAUGAUUUCAGAAUAUUUUGUGGAGAUCUAGGAAACGAUGUCACUGAUGAAAUGCUGGUGAGAGUAUUUGGAAAAUAUCCUAGUUUUCAAAAGGCAAAAGUAAUUAGGGAUAAACGGACGAAUAAAACCAAAGGUUUUGGAUUUGUGUCUUUUAAGGAUCCGCAAGAUUUCAUCAAGGCAAUGAAAGAAAUGAACGGACGAUACGUAGGAUCGCGUCCGAUUAAACUUCGAAAGAGCACCUGGAAACAGAGGAAUCUGGAAACCGUACGAAAAAAAGAGAAGGAGAAGCAAGCGUUAAUCGGUCUGCUUACUGGCCGAUGAAAGAGAGAGAGAGAGUAAGAGACGAGAUAAAGUUCUCAUUAUAUUACAUUGUUCAACGACAAGAUUAUCAAUUUGAUCGCCAAUCGUAUCAAUUCGACUCUUGAUUGCACACAAGAACAAAUACGAAAGUCGUGAAUACGAUUACGAGGAUAAUAUUCACGAGUUUCAUCAUCAGCCACAUUUCACAGAAGAAUCGUUACAGGGUAUUUUCUUCUACAAGAUAGACGAUUUACAAUGAAGAAGAAGAACAUACCGAUACCAGAUAUCGAAUUUUUUUCCUAUACAUACACAUUGUAUGCACAUUAUGCCGAUAAAGGACAAUCGACAGAUCGAUUAGGACGACAAAGAUCGAGAUUUAGGCUAAUUUAGGGCGUGUGAAGCAGCAUA
Messenger RNA from Nylanderia fulva, 1549 nucleotides. The record is from RefSeq and is a predicted model, not a curated record. Lineage: Eukaryota; Metazoa; Arthropoda; Insecta; Hymenoptera; Formicidae.